AUGACACUGCGUUUAACGCUGAGGCGGCAGAUGACACACUUUUAUGAACAAUAUUUCAUUUGUUUUGUCGGCUUGUGAAACGUUCAUACUAUAGCUUGCAUAUUUAUAUGGUCAACGUUACAAGAUACUGAAGAACACAUCGGUAAACACAAGGUACACAUCGGGUACUAGCACGACUCAUCCAUCGUUAGUGUAAACGCAUGACAAAACAUACGGGUAAAUAUGUAUACAUAAUGAAUAAGUGAAUGGAAACUAGUGAAUGGAAACUAUAGAAACAUUUACACCAAAUAAAACUCGAAUAGCGUUUUGAUUUAUUUUCUUAAAUUGAUGAAUAAACUACAUUUAAAUACAAAUAUAAUGGAAAUAGAAUACGGAUCAGAUGCAGUUACUGAGCUAGAAUCGAUGUUGGAAAAACAUGACAUACCAACAGUUGAAGAUAAACUUAAGUUUUUAGAGAGUGUGAAGCAAAUAUCAGCUUUCAUUAGAAGUGAAACAGAAAGUUGCAGUCUUGAAGACUCAGGGAUCACGCUUGUUGAUGUUAUAAGAGGAGCACUGUUUAUAGCCGACGUAGCUCUUAAAAUUGCAGAUUUUGCACCGUUUUCAUUUCCAAUCAAAGUCGUAUUUAAAGUCUUGUUAGGUAUCAGUAACUUGAUAUUUGGGAGGAAAAUUAUAUCGAACACUGUCCAAGGUUUCCAGACUAUUCUUGACCAUGAGAUCAUAGGAAACGCUAGAACAAGGCUGUAUGACUAUAAGACACGUUUGAUUUACAUACAAGGAGUUGUGGACGAUGUUAAACGCGCUGAAACACAACAUGAAAUUGAUAAACUGCUCGCUGAUGUAGGCAAUGAAGAGUCUGUAAUGGCUGGAAUAAAGGAUAUAUCUCUAGUGGAAACAAAAAUAGAGGAUAUUUUACAUGAGGGUGAUCUAGAUCAGUUUUCAAAAUUGAUGACACAGGUUGAGUUAUAUUGUUCUUUGACUAAUCUACAUGAGAUUCUUCUUCUAUAUCGUAUUGCCAUCCUUGCAAGUCAUAAAAGACAAACAGGAAGACUCGUGAGAUUGUUGUAUGCUAACAGACAGAACCAUGAAAACGUCCUUGCAUUUCUUUACAAGCCAACAAGGAAAGUAGUUGGAUUCUUCCUGAAAUUUAACGAGAAAAACUAUCCGCUAACAAUGGCUUUCCUGCAGCAUCGAGGAUUAUCAUAUGUAAUGUUAAAGAAACUUUUUUAUCUUCUAGAUGGGCAAAGGUAUGAAAUUAUAUCAGAAAAAUAUACAGACACAAAACUUUUUAUAAAGGAUGCUUUAAUCUUAACGUGUGCACGGUGUACACCUGAAAAAUCGAACGAUCCUAAAACAAAAUUAGAACUUCAAAGCGGUGGGAAUAACACUUUUGAAAUUAUUGGAAGUGAGAUGCUUUUAUCAGAUGGAUUGUGGGUGAAAGGGUCCUACAAAUCUAAUACAGCAACAAAAUGGCGGGUAAUUCUAGUUGAAGGUGACACACCGGGUGAUGAACCAUGUUACAUGUUCAGCCCAGUAUCAUCAGAAAGUACUCAAUUUAUGUGCGUAGAUUGGACUUACCGUGUUAUAACAACGACAUUCUCGCACGGUGAUGAAACAUUUUUUUGGAAAAUCAAAAGAGUUGAUUUAUAAACAAACGAGACAACAUUGGAAUACGUGUCAUUAUCAUGUAUAUUAAAUUCUACAUGAAAUAUCUAUACUGGUCACAUUGUAACAUCAUCAAUGCAACAAAUAAACAAACAUAAAAACAAAAGAAAAAAUUGUUUAAUAUAAAAAUUCAAAAUCUGUAAUUUUAUUUUCUCCUAAUAUUGACUA
Ruditapes philippinarum (Manila clam) is the source of this 1830-nucleotide messenger RNA. RefSeq lists its product as uncharacterized. The record is from RefSeq and is a predicted model, not a curated record. The transcript is spliced from 2 exons. Bases 328 to 1647 code for a protein of 439 amino acids. Lineage: Eukaryota; Metazoa; Mollusca; Bivalvia; Venerida; Veneridae.